AUGGCCUCGGUGGGUCCCUCCGCAGCCUCCGCGCAGCCCGCCCUGCCCUCCGGACCCGCCGUCUUCAAAACCAUCCCCUACGCCUUCAUCCUGCCCGAGAUCGUCUGCGGGACCUGGGUGUGGAUCCUCGUCGCUGCUACCUCUGUCUCCUUGCCGCUGCUGCAGGGAUGGGUGAUGUACGUGUCCCUCACCUCCUGCCUCAUCUCCCUGCUGCUCCUCUUAAGCUACCUCCUCGGCUUCCACAGGAACAGCGAGAACUGGAAAGUGCUGGACAGUUUGUACCACGGCACCACGGCCAUUCUGUACAUGAGCGCCGCGGUCCUGCAGGCCAACGCCACCAUCAACUCUGAGUUCGGCGUCAACGCGCCCCUCAACUACCAACUCAACAGCGCUGCAUCGUUCUUCGCCUUCCUCACAACCUUCCUGUACAUCCUCCAUGCCUUCAGCAUCUACUACCAGUGAUCCUGGCAGCACCAGAUUGACCUUGACAGGACGAGGGCUUUCCCAGUGCGAGAGACCUUGCUGUCAUCCCAAGGUGUCCCUGCUCCAGCCCUGUCACUAGGCCUUAGGAACAGCAAGUCCUUCUGCACUUCAUCACAGGAGGGAUUUUGCUGGCACACCUUGGUGUGCCUGUGGGACAUUUCCUGCCUUGCCUGGGGGAGGGACUUGUGAGGGGAGGGACUGGGUGCAGGCCCCAAGCCUCCAAUACCAACAUUCUGCCAAAUAUUGACAACCAUGGGAAGAGGAAAAAAAAACAAACCACUGUUCCUUCAGCAAACAACCUCCUUUCUUAUGUAAUUUGACUUUCUCCAGUUCAGCUCCAUCCCUUCCCAACACAAGUUCAUAACAAUGAUACAAGAUUGUGUUCCUUGACUUUCAGAUGGUUUCAUUUGGUAAACGCUGUAUUUGGAAUAAAGUGUCAAUGGGCAGA
This is a messenger RNA of Melospiza georgiana, 931 nucleotides long. It is a transcript of the gene MALL, whose product is annotated as mal, T cell differentiation protein like. The coding region runs from base 1 to 462 and encodes 153 amino acids. Lineage: Eukaryota; Metazoa; Chordata; Aves; Passeriformes; Passerellidae. Gene Ontology annotation, cellular component: membrane. Gene Ontology annotation, biological process: myelination. The record is from RefSeq and is a predicted model, not a curated record. Gene Ontology annotation, molecular function: structural constituent of myelin sheath. The transcript has 4 exons.